CGUGAGCUGAACUCAAUUUUCAGAUCGAGAGAUGGACACGAUCAUUCCGAGCAGUAAAUUCAAUAGUGAUGUACACGAAGAUCAAUUUUCUUUAGCAAGUGAAACAGCAACAAAGUAUUCUUUAGAAGAGAGCCACUUGGAGGAGUUCUAUAAUUUGGAAAAUUGUGUUCAACGUAUUAAGAACUGUGGAAUUAGAACACCAAAGGUAGCACUCCAGUUUCCUGACUCGUUGUUAUGCCAGUCUUCCCAAGUGGCACAAAUUAUUGAAGAGAAGGUCGAUUGUAGGACUUAUAUACUAGCUGACACCUCCUACGGAAGUUGUUGUGUGGAUGAAAUAGCGGCUGAACAUGUAAAAGCUGACCUUAUUAUUCACUUUGGUGCUUCUUGUUUAAGUCGAACAGAGCGCAUACCUGUUGUAUUCGCGUUUGGCAAAAAGAAGAUAAAUGUUGAGCACUGCUGUCAAUCAUUUCAGAGUUGCUUUCCAGACAAAGAUUGUAAAAUAAUCCUGAUAUAUGAUGUUGUCUAUCAUCAUUCAAUAGAUUCUAUUUACUCAAAACUAUCAUCAGAAUACAGAUCGUUAGUUUCGACGUCUCUCGUUCAUAACGACAACGAUGAUAAUAAUUCGAAAAAGACGCGCGUUGGCACCGAUAAAAGCGAAUGUCGAGAUAACGAAAAUAUCACGACUUGCAGUAAAAAUUUAGCCAGUGAAAACAAAUGCAAGACAGAGGACGCCUACUGUAGAUUUGGCCGAAGAUUCGUGUUGGAAAACGGCUGUCGCAUUGAAGAUUACGUUGUAUUUUACAUUGGAGAAGAAAGUUUAUCUUUAACCAAUCAUAUGAUGGCAUAUAAUACUUGUCAGUUCUACUCUUAUAAUCCAGAAUCAUCAAGAUGUCGGAAAGAGACCCUCAGCGUAAACCGCUUACUUAUGAAAAGGUACUAUCUUAUUGAGAGAGCGAAAGAUGCUAGAGUAGUUGGCAUCUUGAUAGGAACCCUAGGAGUAGCGAAUUAUUUAACAAUUCUGCAGAGAAUUAAGAAAAUUUUACGUCAAUGUGGAAAGAAGUGUUUUACAUUCGUUACUGGAAAGUUAAGUCCAGAAAAGCUAGCGAAUUUUAUGGAAAUUGACGUGUUUGUUUUAAUAGCGUGUCCUGAGAAUAGCAUUAUAUGCUCGCAGGAAUUUUAUAGGCCGAUAAUCACUCCAUUUGAAAUUGAAAUUGCGUGUACAAGGGCAAGAGACUGGACAGGGGAAUACAUUACUGACUUCCACGAACUUCUACCAGGUUCUGCUAAACAUGUAGAAAUAGAGAGUAAGGGCACUGAAGAAGUUACAGACGAGGUUCCUGAUGUUUCUCUCAUUUCUGGAAAAUUAAGACCGGUGUUCACACAACAAGAAAUCGGCAAAAACCGAUCAGACAGUUUGGUCUUAAAAAAUCAGAACACAACUUUAUCGACACAACCUACUUCUGCAGCCGGAUUCCUUGCACAACGUAGUUGGAAAGGUCUUGAACCGAAAAGAGGAGAGACAGAGGUGACAAAGGCAGUUGAAGGAAGAAGUGGGAUUGCUAGUGGUUACGCAAAUGAACCGUUCAAUACUUCCAGCUGAUCCGAGAUCAUACCUUAUGACUCAUGAGGCGCCUAAACAAAAAUUAGUUAUUACUCCAGCGUGAGCGACGGAGUUGAAAAUUCGCCUAGGUUUUGUUUUGUUUUUUGUUUGUUUUUUGUCAUCGCAAAUGUGUUUUGGUGCGAAAUAUAAUAGUAAUUGAAAAGUGUAUGCG
Messenger RNA from Dendronephthya gigantea, 1772 nucleotides. Its product is annotated as 2-(3-amino-3-carboxypropyl)histidine synthase subunit 2-like. Lineage: Eukaryota; Metazoa; Cnidaria; Anthozoa; Malacalcyonacea; Nephtheidae. The transcript is spliced from 16 exons. Gene Ontology annotation, molecular function: 2-(3-amino-3-carboxypropyl)histidine synthase activity. Gene Ontology annotation, biological process: protein histidyl modification to diphthamide. The record is from RefSeq and is a predicted model, not a curated record. Bases 32 to 1600 code for a protein of 522 amino acids.